UCUUCGCGGGGGAAAACUUUUAACGAAUCGAAAAAAAACCUUAUCCAAACUUUUAAAAAAUGCCACUGGCUAUCUCUCUCCCAACCCCAUCUCCUUCUCACCUCUUCCCUCGCCGCCGCGUUCAUCCAAAUCUCCGAUAUCAACGCGUUUCCGUAACUCGAUCUUCCACCGAAGCGACGACCACUCAAAAGAACCAGACGGGCGUCAUCAUCGUCGGCGCUGGACUCGCCGGCUUAGCCGCCGCAACUCGCCUCGCCUCCGCCCAAAUCCCUUUCCUCCUUCUAGAAGCCUCCGACGGCGUCGGCGGCCGCGUCCGCACAGACACCACCGUCGACGGCUUCCUUCUCGACAGAGGGUUUCAGAUCUUCAUCACCGCGUAUCCCGAAGCCAAGAAGCUUCUCGACUACGAAGCGCUCGAUCUCCGGAGAUUCUACGCCGGAGCUAAGGUUUUCUACGGCGGGGAGUUUCACACCGUGGCUGAUCCUCUCCGUCACUUAUGGGACUCCGUGGCGUCUCUCGCGAACCCGAUCGGGUCCGUUGUCGACAAGGGGCUCAUCGCGCUGACUAGAGCUAGGGUUCUGGUUAGAUCAGACGAAGACAUUUUGACCAGCGCCGAAGAGGUUCUGACUAUCGAUCUCCUCCGGAAGAUCGGUUUCUCCGAUGAGAUCCUCGAUCGGUUUUUCCGGCCCUUCUUCGGAGGGAUUUUCUUCGACAGAGACCUCGAGACGACCUCGAAGCUCUUCGAUUUCGUGUUCCGGUGUCUCGCGCUCGGAGAAAACACGCUUCCCGCCAUGGGGAUCGGUGAGAUCCCUAACCAGCUGGCCGCGAAACUACCCGCUGAUUCCGUCUUGAUGAACACUAGGGUGGAUUCGAUCGAGUAUCCGAACGGGUCGGGUUCGGGUCCGCCUAUAGUGAGACUCCAAGACGGCGGCGUUUUGAGUGCUGAGUUGGGUGUGAUACUCGCCGUCGAGCUGCCACAAGUGGAUAAGCUUCUGAGUGGUAUCAGAGAACCGGUUAGUAGUAAACCGGCUCGGAGCACUGUUUGCAUUUACUUCUCAGCUGAACCGGAUCAGAUACCGGUGCAAGAUCCGGUUCUGUUUCUCAACGGGUCAAACGCCGGUAUCAUCAACAACAUGUUCUUCCCUACGAACGUUGCUCGAACGUACGCGCCGCCGGGAAAGGCUCUGGUUUCGGUGUCAUUGAUCGGUUCGUUCGAGGAUAGAUCAGAUGAUGAUUUGGCAGCAGAGGUUAUCAGAGAACUCUCUGGUUGGUUCGGUGAGUCUUUGGUUAUGUCGUGGAGACAUUUGAGAACUUACCGGAUCCAAUUCGCCCAGCCGAACCAAUGCCCACCCACUGAUUUGGUUAAGAAUCCUCGAGUCGGGUCGGGUCUUUACUUAUCCGGUGAUUACAUGACUUCUGCUACAUUUGACGGUGCUUUGGUCUCUGGGAGACGAGCUUUGGAAGCUUUGUUACGAGAAAAAGGGCUAGUUUGAGCUCUCUAUAAUUGAAUGUGUUGGUUGUGUUUAUUUUUGAGAUUCUUUUUGUAUCUAUAUUCAUGCCUUGUGUAGUAUGCAUCCUCUAAAAUGAUAUAUUUAUACCAUUGUCCGUUAA
This is a messenger RNA of Raphanus sativus (radish), 1611 nucleotides long. Its product is annotated as 15-cis-phytoene desaturase, chloroplastic/chromoplastic. The coding region runs from base 60 to 1493 and encodes 477 amino acids. The transcript has a single exon. Gene Ontology annotation, molecular function: oxidoreductase activity. Lineage: Eukaryota; Viridiplantae; Streptophyta; Magnoliopsida; Brassicales; Brassicaceae. The record is from RefSeq and is a predicted model, not a curated record.